AUGGCGACCAAGGAAAAAAAGAUUCUGCAACAGCUAACGCGUACUUACAACGAUCGAGCGAGUAUUAUACAAGGUUUCGUUAAUUUCAUCACGAAGUACGAUGCAUUAGUGCAUAGUGUAGAAAUAGAGACACGGUUACAAGGUUUAGAAGAUGCAAAGUUGGCGUUUGAAGUGGCUCGAGAUAAGCUUCUGGUAGAGAAUGAUGAUUGUGAUUCGGAGCAAUUGAGAAUUGAUCGUGAGUUAUUCUACCAGCAGUACUAUCAAGUGAAGGGUUUUUUGACCAACAAAAUGGCCGAGGAGAAUAUUACACGUCUGGACACGAGUGUCCGAUUCGGUGGGAACAGUACCUUGUCGCAAACUUUACACGGAGCGUCGCGAGUGAGAUUGCCAAAGAUGGAAUUACCGACAUUCAGUGGUGAAAUAACGCAAUGGCUCACUUACAAAGACAGGUUUACAUCGAUGGUGCAUGAUGUCGCCGAUUUGUCUGACGUGUUAAAGCUCCAGUAUUUGUUAGCGUCACUGAAGGGGGAAGCAGCGCAGCAGUUUGACCAUGUGCAGUUGAUCGACGGCAAUUAUGCCAGCACAUGGAAGGCCCUAACGGAUCGCUAUGAUAAUUCCAAGGUGACCAGGCGAGAGUACUUCAAGGCGUUAGUGCACCUGGAGCCGAUGACGUCGGAUAGCGUAUCAGAGCUUACGCGUGUUGUUAACGAGAUCAAGCGUCUGGUUAGAGGAAUGGAACGUCUUAAGGAACCAAUCACUCACUGGGAUACACCACUGGUCGCAUUGACCAUGCUGAAGCUGGAUAAGCAGCAGUUGCUGGAGUGGGAGAGGGCGUCAGCCGAUGCGACGGAAGACAAGUACAAGAUGAUGAUAGAAUUCCUCGAGAAGCAGACGAAGAUGUUCAACAACGUUUCGAGUCAUAGUAUCAGAGUUAUCACCACGAAAUCCGCAAGUAAUACGAAAAGUGCAACUUCUAAUAAUGUGUCUUCUAGUCUUCCAGGUAAACUAUCUGGAAAGGCACUUGGGCGUAUCAGUCAGCCGAGAGGUUCACAAGCGGUCGCAAUGGCAUGUACGGCAGAAGCUCGAGGAGAAAAUAUGGCUAGGUGUUCACUAUGUAGCGAAAAUCACCCCUUGGCAAGUUGUUCGAAGUUCGAGGAAAUGUCUCUAGAUGAGCGACAGCGAGUUAUAGCAUCGGACACCUUGUGCUUCAACUGUUUAAAGGGAAACCAUCGUGCUCGGUUUUGCAGAAGCAGAGAAAGAUGCAAGAUUUGCAAGGGACGACAUCACGUUUUAAUGUGCAGAAAACCAUCGGAAUCACAGCUGAACAGUAAUAGCCACGGUAUCCAUCAAGAAGGUCGAUUGACAAGGGGCAAGGAGCAAGUCACCAUGAUCAAUGCCAUGGCCCGAGGUGAUACCAAGAAAAGUAUGGUGUGGCUGUCUACAGUGCAAGUACUAAUUAGUAACUCCUGGGGAGUAGAAGUUCCUGUAAGAGCACUGCUCGACCAAGGUUCGCAGUGUAACUUCAUCUCGGAAGCAGUGGCGCAACAGUUAAGGCUGAAGAAAAGGCGGGUGCAGAGACCACUUUCUGGUGUUGGAGCGGCAGUGUUCAACGUGGAAACCUUGGUGUCGGUAGACGUUAAAUCUCGUAACUCAUCGUAUGCAGCGUGUUUGGAGUGUUUGGUGCUUCCGAAGGUUACGGCGAGAUUCCCAGCACAAUACAUCGAUAUCAAAUGGUGGAAAAUUCCAGAAGACUUGCCACUAGCAGAUCCAGGGUUCAACCAGCCAGAGAAGAUAGACCUACUGAUUGGUGCAGAAAUAUUCGGAGAGUUGUUACAACAAGGACAACUAAGAUUGGCACCACAUCUACCCAUGCUUUUAGAAACGAAACUUGGCUGGAUAAUUAGUGGACGUGAAGUAUGUAAGGGUUCCAUCGAGUCUUCGGUUACACUAGCUAAUUGCGUAUUAUCGGAAGAAAAACUAAAUGCAGCCAUGGAACAACUAGUAAUGCUCGAAAACAUACCGGAGGAAAGAGUUCAGUCCAGCGAAGAGGAAGCUAUGGAACAGUGGUAUCUACACACGACCACACGAGAGAAAACUGGACGUUAUGUAGUCGAACUCCCCAAGAUACCUCAGUACGAGGAAAGGCUAGGUGAUUCCAUGCAAGGUGCCGUAAAACGAUUUGCAUCAAUAGAAAGGCGUUUGGCACGAGACAACAGACUCAAGGAGCAAUAUAGCGAGUUCAUGGAAGAAUACCUUCGACUGGGUCACAUGACCGAAGUUUCAUCCGCUGAGAAGGAGCAUAUGGAGGGAAGUCGUUAUUAUCUACCUCAUCAUGCGGUGUUGAAACAAGCGAGCACAACUACAAAGUGCCGCGUGGUAUUUGAUGCCUCGCAUAAGACCAGCACGGGAACAUCAUUGAAUGACAUCCUUCUUAACGGUCCGCAGCUACAAGAUGAUAUUGUAUCAAUUCUUCUUCGUUUUAGGAUGAGAAGAAUAGGGGUUGUUGCCGAUGUGGAAAAAAUGUACAGGCAGGUUCUAGUGUCACCGACAGACAGAAAUCUACAAUGCAUCCUCUGGCGCAAAGAAGGGUCGGAAAACGUCUCAACUUUCCAAUUGAACACCAUAACGUACGGAACGGCCUGCGCUCCUUAUUUGGCCAUUCGAACAUUGCGGAAAAUAUUCGAAGAUCACGAAGAAAGCCAUCCGAAGGCUAUGUGUUGGUACAACGACUUUUACGUCGACGAUCUUCUUAGUGGUGCUGAUACAGAAGAAGAAGUUCAACAGAUUCGGAGUCAGCUGGUUGAGAUGCUUGGUAGCGCUGGCUUCAGAAUUCGAAAAUGGGCUUCGAAUGCGGCAAAUGCCUUGAAAGAUGUUCCGAAAGAAGACCUAGCUGUGAGCGAAGAAGUGAAUAUUGAAGGAGCAGGUGUUGGCACGUUAGGACUGGUGUGGAAGCCAAAUCUCGAUGUCUUCAGCAUUCGGGUACCGGUUAUAGAUACAUCCAAGCCGAUUACGAAACGGAACGUGCUGAGCAACCUGGCCAAGAUGUAUGAUCCUCUUGGAUUUUUAGAUCCGAUCAAGAUGAAAGGGAAACUACUGAUGCAAACCCUACGGACACUGAAGGAGCCUAAUGGAAGAACGUGGUCGUGGGAUGCAGAACUACCAGAGAAGAUCCAAUCAGAGUACAGUGUAUUCUCCGGCAAGUUGAACCUGUUGGAUGGCAUUGUCGUUCCACGGUACCCGAAGUUGGGCACCAAUUGGCAAUAUCACAUUUUUUGUGAUGCUUCCGAGCGAGGCUACGGUGCGUGUGUCUACAUUCGAAGCGGCUCAGUUACGAAAGGAUUCAAUAUCAGUUUGAUCAUAUCAAAGUCGAAGGUGGCACCGUUAUCGAAAAAACUGGUGAUCGCGAGGUUGGAGUUGUGCGGAGCACUUUUGGCGAGUCGGUUGUAUCAGUUCAUUCGUAAUGCACAGCUGCAAGAAGCACCAUGUUUCAUCUGGACGGAUUCGAUGACCACUUGGCACUGGAUAAAUGGGUCCCCGCAUACCUGGAAGACGUUUGUGGCCAAUAGAGUAGCUAAGAUCCAGACCCUGACAAAGCAUUGCGUUUGGCGACAUGUGCCUGGGUUGCAGAAUCCAGCUGACCUCGUGUCACGAGGUUGUGAUCCAGAUGAUUUCUGCAAGAACUCGCUGUGGUGGUCGGGGCCAGAAUGGUUGGCACUAAAUGAAGAAAAUUGGCCGGACCCACCUGAGACAGGAGCAUCACCGGAGAUAGUGACAAUAGCGAUUGAAGAGGAGCGAGCUGCAGCCAGUGCAUCAACUGAGUCAUCAGAAAAGAAGAAUAUGUUUAGUGAACAUUUGUUCAAGCGAAUAUCGUCGUACACUACUCUAUGUCGAGUUGUAGCAUAUUGUAUGAGAUUUGGGACGGCGAUGAAAUCGAAACGAAAGCAGCUUUCUACGAGUCUGUCAACGGAGGAGAUAUUAAAUGCUGAAAUUCGCAUAAGUCGGUUGGCUCAAGUGGAAGUAUUUUCGGAAGAGAUAAGGCAGUUGCGAAAGGGUGAUCGAGUACCUGGAAAGUCACCAUUAUCAACGCUUGCCACUUAUCUGGACGACCAUGGUUUAGUACGAGUGAAGGGGAGGCUGGAUAAUUCAUCAUUGAGCGACUGGACGAAACAUCCGAUAGUUAUCCCGAAGACGCAUCAGCUAUCAGAACUGUUAGUGCAACACUAUCAUCGAAAGUUACUGCAUGCAGCACCGCAGUUAACAGCCAUCGCACUUCGUCAACGUUUUUGGGUGCUUGGCGCGAGAACGACUAUUAGGAAGGUGUGCCGUGAGUGUGUGAUAUGCUUCAAGGCCAAGCCAUCGAGUGUUGUUCAACCAAUGGCACAAUUACCAGCAGAAAGGGUCAUGAAGGCUCGACCUUUUUCAAUAUCUGGUGUGGACUAUUGUGGGCCUGUCUUCAUCAAAGGAAGUCAUCGGAAGGCAGCACCAAUUAAGGCCUUCAUCGCAGUUUUUGUAUGUUUCGUCACCAAGGCGGUACAUCUAGAGUUGGUUUCAAACCUCAGCACAGAAGCAUUCUUAGCGGCUUUAAGGAGAUUUGUCGCGAGGAGAGGACUAGUGUCGGAGAUGCAGUCGGACAACGGAACCAACUUUAAGGGUGCCGCAAACGAGUUAAACGCCCUUUAUAAACUAUUACAGUCGUCUCAAUUUCAGAAUUCGGUACAAGAGUGGAGCAGCUCGAGUCGUAUCACCUGGCGAUUUAUUCCUCCUCGUGCUCCGCAUUUCGGUGGACUGUGGGAAGCAGCGGUACGUUCAAUGAAGCUUCAUCUUAAACGUGUACUUGGAGACACAUCGCUGACGUACGAGGACAUGACGACUUUGCUGACUGAAAUAGAGGGAUGUUUGAAUUCGCGACCGAUCACGCCGAUGUCCGACGAUCCUGCGGACCUAGAAGCGCUAACCCCAGGGCACUUCUUAACUGGAUCAAACAUGCAGCAGCUACCAAACCUCGACAUGAAGGACGUCCCAGAAAAUCGGUUGAAUCAUUGGCGAGCCACGCAACAACGCGCUCAACAUUUCUGGAACCGAUGGCAUAAGGAGUAUUUGCAACAACUGAAUGCGAGGACAAAGUGGAAUGGGAUUGCUACAGAGCUUAAACCAGGAAUGAUGGAAGAGGAGCUGGAUGAGCUGCCGGGUGUGUCCGAAUGGACCGGGGCGUAG
This is a messenger RNA of Anopheles moucheti, 5214 nucleotides long. RefSeq lists its product as uncharacterized. NCBI's taxonomy places the organism in Eukaryota, Metazoa, Arthropoda, Insecta, Diptera, Culicidae. Gene Ontology annotation, molecular function: nucleic acid binding. The record is from RefSeq and is a predicted model, not a curated record. Gene Ontology annotation, biological process: DNA integration. The transcript has 2 exons. Bases 1 to 5214 code for a protein of 1737 amino acids.